CAUACUAACUAACCAUUCAGUACAAGUGUUAAUGUCCUUUCCACAAGAUUUUGUCGAGUUUAGACUAUGGCUAGCUCCAACAAUUUGUGCUGCUUGUUCCUAUUGUCUGUCCUCCUUCAUACAUCACUUGGAGCUGGUGAUGAACUUAUCAUGGACAUCAAUCCCAAUGCUCCAAACACCAGAGGAAGCAGAUUUGCUCUUGCCUUCAUGCAGAAUCACGCACGAACUGCAGCCGUCACUGAACAACAAAUCGGUCUUUUCCUCACCACUGAACAGGAGAGCUCACGUUUCACCUUAGAGACACGAUGGCCGGGAGUGAUUGGAGCAGGAUUCACUGAGACCUCUCCUGGAUCUGGGCUAUGGUCCCGCAUGGAAAUCGCUCGAAGAGGAGAAUUCACUUUCAUUAAUCUGCCGGCAGGAAGUGGUGGCCAACCAGACAUAGCCGUGCAAAACAAUGGAGAAAUCGAUGAAGCUGAAAGACAAAAGGGAUUGUUUAUAACAGCAGAAAAUGCAAACGAUGAGCUCACUAUAUAUGUGCUUAGUGAUGAAUUGGUUUCCACUGAUGCGUACAUGGCUAUCAACUGUGUCGAGUUUCCAGGUGCGACAUAUUACAAGUACUUCAUCUUUUCAUCUGAUAUAUUCGGUGGAGAAAGAUUUGAGAGUCGAUUUCUCUUUACUCCUUGUCGAGAUGACACUACUGUCAGUGUACAAGCCUCCCAAAUCCAAACCCAUCCCGCUUGGGUGCUACCGAGUUCUGGCAACCCAAGUGCUCGAGUCGAAGCAACUUAUGGGAGGGCUUUCAAUCGUUUUGAUACUGUGAUGAUCAGCAAUCUUGACGAUCUUACUGGCUCUAUCAUCACUUCUGACAAGCCAUUGGCUGUAUUUUCUGGGCAUCAAUGUGGAACUCCUACUGAUGACGGAACUUGCGACUAUCUUGUAGAACAAUUGCCACCUCAUCCAACAUACGGUGACCUGUUUUUCAUGGCUCCCUUUGCUGUCAGACAAAGCGGUGAACUGUACAGAAUUGGAUCCCUUGGGGCUGGAGCACAAGUAACAAUCAAUUGUGAGUGUGCAGCAAGUUCAGCUGAUGGGAAUAAUCGAGUUGGACUGGUUAGCGCUGGAAAUAGUGUUUACACGGCCACAGUGGGUGCAGGACAAUACGCUGAGUGCCAGACACCUCAGAGUGCUCAGACCUAUUGUUGUGUUACGUCCUCUCAACCCGUUACUAUGGCUGCUUUCACACUUGGAAACUUGAUUGACAACCUUCAAAACAUUCCGGAUCCACCACUUCCUUUUAAUCCAAUUGGAGAUCCAGCCCUCGUUUACAUACCACCAGCUAGCUCUUAUUUGAAUAGUUAUAGUCUCAGUACAGCCAAUAAUUUGACUACUCAGUUCCAGGGAUUUCUAAGCUACAUCUUGCCCACUCGCAUCUUCGAUAAUUCCCUACAAGAUCGGCAGAGGUUUCGUGUAAAUGGAGAAACAUACAUUCCCGACCAAUACGAAGCCAUCAACUGUUUAGUGGAUGGUUCAAAUGAGGUGUGUGCUUACGGAGCUACCAGAUUUUUGGGCGUAGGUAAUUUUGACAUUUCUUACGACAACAUUGAAGGUGGAGCAUUUUGGGGAUUUGCAUAUGGCUACGCUCGAGAGGUUUCAUUUGCUUAUCCUUUGCCUUUUGAAAUGGAGCCAGUUGGACUGGCCUGGAUUCGAGCAGUGGAUCAAGUUGUACUGGAAACUGUUGGAACGGUUGAUCUCAUGUUUAGUAUCACCCGUGGUGAUCAGUCAGACCGUAGUAGAGCAUUUGCUGAGACUCAAGACCUCUCAGCCAUAGAAGGCUCUGAUUAUAAUGAUCCUCUGCCACAAAGAAACGGUGGGCCCGAACAAAAUGGCAACCUGCGAUGGGGCAGAGGUGCUAUGACCCCUAACAUUCCAUACGUAGUCACUAUUUUGGAUGAUGACACUCCAGAGCCAGUGGAAGUGGUGGAGGUGAUUGUGCAGUGUGUUGCAGGAGAGAACUGCUACCUGCCCAGAACUCGGUACACCAUAACCAUUAUUGAUGACCAAGGUGCCUGUCUUGACCUACCUGCUUUCUCUGGUGGCUCCAUCUCAUACGACUUUAGGAUUUUCACAGAGAUUAAUGGUCGACCAUACGGAACAGUUGCCACGUAUGAGUGUGAUAAUGAAACUUUAUUAGGAGAAGCUACAAGGACUUGUGAGAAUGGAGUGUGGUCAGGAAGUGUACCAAACUGUGGGAUGGUGUCUGAAUGUCCGACACUGGCACCUAUUCCAAACGGAGCAAUUACAUAUGAUCCCGAUAUGACCGCUCCUUUUGAAGUGGAUACAGUGGCUACUCAUAGAUGUGAUGAUGGUUUCAUUCUAGUGGUCGGAUCUGAGACUCGAGUGUGUUUCAACACAGGGAUAUGGUCUGGCCUGAUUCCUGUGUGCGGAGCAAAGCUAUGUCCAGAACUGGCACCCAUUUCAAACGGAGCUAUUACAUAUGGUCCUGAUAUGACCGCUCCUUUCGAAGUGGAUACAGUGGCCACUCAUAGCUGUAAUGAUGGUUUCAUUCUGGGUGUCGGAUCUGAGACUCGAAUGUGUUUAAAUACAGGGAUAUGGUCUGGCCUGAUUCCUGUGUGCCGAGCAAAGCUAUGUCCAGCACUGGAACCCAUUUCAAACGGAGCUAUUAUAUAUGGUCCUGAUUUUACUCCUGAUUUUGAUAUUGGAACUAGGGCUACAUAUAGCUGUAAUCCUGGUUUCUUUCUGGUCGGAAUUGCAACUCGAACGUGCUUAAUCUCAAGUACUUGGCUGGUCAGCCUCCUGUGUGCCAACACGCAUCAGGGGCGUAGCCAGACUUUUGACACAGGGGUUUCCUUUGAAAAACUAGCGGCGCGGUAG
Molecule: messenger RNA, 2892 nt
Organism: Halichondria panicea
Lineage: Eukaryota; Metazoa; Porifera; Demospongiae; Suberitida; Halichondriidae
Exons: 9
Coding region: 67-2892 (941 amino acids)
Source: RefSeq, a predicted model, not a curated record